Closterium sp. NIES-67 is the source of this 950-nucleotide messenger RNA. Lineage: Eukaryota; Viridiplantae; Streptophyta; Zygnematophyceae; Desmidiales; Closteriaceae. The record is from the annotation of a GenBank genome assembly.
CUACAUAAGGGCUAUUACCCUUUCCCACCUCGCUCGGCUCCUCGCGCACAGCCAUUAGCGGAAGCCAACAUUUUGACAAGUAGUCGUCAUCGUGAAAUCGUCAUGGCUGGAGAGGGUGAGAACAAGGAAGUUGAAGCAGCUGCUCCUCCGCUCGAAACCACCACCGCAGCGGCCGACCAGGCGGAGAAACCUAAGGAGCCCGAGGCGGCCGGCGGUGAUGCCGCGCCAGUCGCGGAGGACACCGCGGGUAAAAAGCGGAAGGCGGAAGGGGAAGCGGGGGAAGAAGAGGCCGGCGCUAAGGAGGCCGAUGAGGUGAAAGCUAGUGAGGAAGGAGUUAGCGGAGACGGCGGCGAUGCUGAGGGGAAGAAGAAGAAGAGCGGUCCCGUGGUUCUAGGACCGCAGACAUUCGCAACCGGGCUUCAGAUGUUCAAUUUCUUCCUCGACCUGCUCCGCGGCUGGCCUGUCAACCUGGACAUUAACCAGUACGAGCACAUGGUGCUGCUAGACCUGCUGAAGAAGGGCCACAGCGACCCCACGUCCAAGGUUGGAGCGGGCGUGCGGGCCUUCCAGAUACGCCCGCACCCGCAGUUCCACUCGCGGUGCUUCUUCCUGGUGCGCACGGACGGCACGGUGGACGACUUCAGCUACCGCAAGUGCGUCGAGUCCCUCAUGGGUCUCCCGCAGGAGUUCACGCUCAGUGCGGCUAAGGAGUGGGAUGGUGGUGAUGGGGGAGGGCAUGGCGGCGGUGGUGGUGGGUGGAGAGGGAGGGGCCGGGGAAGAGGUGGCCGUGGUGGGCGGCCGUUCAAGAGGGGAAGGGGGAGAUGGUAAUUGUAGUGGGGAGGACAGCAUUGUGCAUAUGGGGGUGGACAAUGUGUUUGCUUCCCAUGUGCAAUAUUGUAGCGCAUAUUAUAGAUGUAUGGAAGGUCAAUGUAAUUUUGGAGGGCUUUCAU